Messenger RNA from Naegleria lovaniensis, 1260 nucleotides. RefSeq lists its product as uncharacterized. The coding region runs from base 1 to 1260 and encodes 419 amino acids. The record is from RefSeq and is a predicted model, not a curated record. The transcript is spliced from 3 exons. NCBI's taxonomy places the organism in Eukaryota, Heterolobosea, Eutetramitea, Acrasida, Naegleriidae.
AUGGCCACCACCUUCAUUGUUGCUGAAAUCAUCCACUCGGAAAGUGCUCUGAUUGACAACAACAUCAUUGAAGGGAAUAACAUGACGUCAUUACUAUUCUCAACUCCAAGUUAUGUCGUUCUUGCUAUUAAUUAUCCAUUUUUGAUUGUGUUUGUCAUGUUAUUUGUGACAAGUAUUGCGAGUUAUGUAAUUCAAAGAAAACACAUGAAACGCAAUCAACAUGUGCUGUUUUCUCUCCUGUUUAUUCUUGAAAGUUUAAUAUGUGUGAAUAUGUUGACUCGAACGAGUGCAGAAUUUGGAUUUCUUCAUUCAGAUAUUUAUUUGGGAAAGAUUAUCAACGCAGUGAUCAAGAUCUUUGAUCGAUGCAUUGUGAAUAGUGCAGUUUACAUGGAAAUUGUGAUCAUGUGUCACAUUUCAUUAGUCUUUUGUGAAACUUGUCGAUUGAUUAAUGCAUUUUCAGUGGAUGUUGUAAAGAAAAUUCGACAAUGUGUCAUUGCGUUCCUGUUGGUGUUCGCAUUGUUGUAUGUUAUUCUGAGUGCUAUCGCUGUGGUAUUUGGAGCAGUGGUUUCAUCUGGAUCUCAGGCUCAAGAGGCAGUAAUUCCAGUGAAUAUGGUACUCUUUUUGACGGCUUCGUUAUUGUUUUUUGCUUCUUCACUCAUGGUUUCAAUAUUGCUCAACAUCAUUGGACGAAAACUUCGACAUCACCUUAAAGAAAGUAAAAAACGAAUCAUGAAUGCUGCUCUCCACGACUUGUCAUUCAAACAGAAUUUAGACACACAACACACUCCCAGUGUGGAAUGGAUCAAAACUUACAAUAUCAAGAAGAGUGCACUCCUAAAGUCCAUGAUCAUUCAAUAUGGUCUAAGUGCCUCAUUAUUAUUGCAAUGUAUUGGUUUCAUAUUCAUUCCGUCCUCACUUGGUUGGUCCUAUCUUCUCAACAUGUUUCAUGCCAUCUAUAACUUUGGUCUUACUCUUUUCAUUGUAUUCAUUCUAAUCAUUUACCAUCCCAUGAAACAAGUGACCAAGUUAUUUCGAGAAAGUUCAGAGACAUCCAAAUUACCAUCCACUCCCUUAGCAACGGUUUGCAUCAAAAACUCUAGUAGCAGUGACCAUGACCACCCUCCACAGGGGGAAGAAUCAUCCAAGAUCGUGAAGGGACAUAAUCACACAUGUGAUUGUACCAUGGUGGAAAGUAUUUUGGAAGAGCUUGAAGUGUGUUCGAGUGUUCCUAGUUCAGGUGAUGAAGGAAAUCAUGUAUGA